AUGUUAGAGGAAGGUGUUUUCCGGCGAUUUGGUACGCCGAUAAGAGAAGGUGAAACAUUGCUCUGCUUUUCCGGGGAACGCCUGGAGCAUGUGUUCCAGCAGAGCUCUAACAAUCGAAAGCUGGUGGAAAGAGAGAGGGAGAUACAAACGAGAGAUCGAGAAGAAAGAAGGAGAUGCCGCCGGAGAAAGGGCUUCACCGGGGAAAGAGUGUCGUCGGCCUUGCGGUUGAAUGCUGAUGUGCAUGCGUCGUACAUGAGGUGUUCAGGGAGCUGGACAACCAUCUUAACCAAUCUAGUGGUUUUAAUCUGCGAAGUCUGUUCAGGUACUUCUGGUUUCAAAAGGAAGGGUCUAACUUGA
Molecule: messenger RNA, 357 nt
Organism: Lactuca virosa
Lineage: Eukaryota; Viridiplantae; Streptophyta; Magnoliopsida; Asterales; Asteraceae
Source: the annotation of a GenBank genome assembly